Molecule: messenger RNA, 689 nt
Organism: Ostrinia nubilalis (European corn borer)
Lineage: Eukaryota; Metazoa; Arthropoda; Insecta; Lepidoptera; Crambidae
Gene: awd
Product: nucleoside diphosphate kinase
Exons: 1
Coding region: 37-567 (176 amino acids)
Biological process (GO): CTP biosynthetic process; GTP biosynthetic process; UTP biosynthetic process
Molecular function (GO): nucleoside diphosphate kinase activity
Source: RefSeq, a predicted model, not a curated record
GUAGCGCCUGUGAUCGACAAACCACGUCUUUUUCGUAUGAUCGCCACUUUGGUUUACUUCAUAACCUAUCUCACACGUACCGUUUAUUACAUUGCGGACUACAUAAUGGCGGAACCACGUGAAAGAACCUUCCUCAUGAUCAAGCCCGACGGUGUGCAGCGAGGACUCGUUGGCACCAUCAUAGAACGCUUCGAAAAGAAAGGUUUUAAGUUAGUAGCCCUCAAAUUCAUGUGGCCUUCAGAGGAACUUCUUAAAAACCAUUACAGCGACUUAGCGUCGCGUCCCUUCUUCCCUGGUCUUGUCAAAUACAUGAGCUCUGGACCAGUGGUUCCCAUGGUAUGGGAAGGUCUCAACGUGGUGAAGACUGGCCGUCAAAUGCUUGGAGCUACUAACCCAGCUGAUUCUCAACCCGGCACUAUUCGUGGAGAUCUCUGCAUUGAAGUUGGACGCAACAUUAUUCACGGCUCCGACAGUGUUGACUCUGCUAACAAAGAAAUCGCUCUCUGGUUUACCGAAAAGGAACUCGUUGGAUGGACUCCAGCUGACGAAAAAUGGGUCUACGAAUAAAAUAUCAGCAUUUAUAAAUUCCACACAUGCGUGAAUUCCAUCUUAAUUACUCUACAACCACAUCGUGUGAGUAGGUAUUAUUUUUAAGUUAAACUGUGAAAUUAAAAUACUUUAUAUAAAAA